Molecule: messenger RNA, 3942 nt
Organism: Calypte anna (Anna's hummingbird)
Lineage: Eukaryota; Metazoa; Chordata; Aves; Apodiformes; Trochilidae
Gene: ST14
Product: suppression of tumorigenicity 14
Exons: 19
Coding region: 623-3115 (830 amino acids)
Biological process (GO): acrosome reaction; proteolysis
Cellular component (GO): membrane
Molecular function (GO): protein binding; serine-type endopeptidase activity
Source: RefSeq, a predicted model, not a curated record
UGGCAGGAAUCUGGGUGGGAGGGCACAGCCGGUGAAAUUUGAAUUUCGGAGUCACGCCGGGAAACAGAGACGUUGAGACACAGCAGGGAGGAAAAAAGUCUUUGUCACUCUUUGGAUCCGGCCCCUGGCUGUGUGGAUGGAUGCUGCUCCUUUUCCUGGCUAGAAUUCCUGGGAAUCGCCUCCGACAGAUUUUUUUUUUCCCGCAAGCAUCCUGCCUUCAUUCCUCAUGUGAGCAGCUGCGUUUUUCCCCGUUUCACGUGGAUGGCAUUCCCGGGGCUGGCAGCUGAUGCGGGAAUAACUUUGCCUGUUCGGGACAGCGUUUGGUGCCGAUCUCUGAAUCCCUGGGGACUCUCCUGGGAGUCGGGCUCAGGGAGGAGGUUCAGCUCCUGCAAAUCGUCUGCGGUGCCGAGAAAGCCGAGUUUGGUUCCCAAAGUUUCAGCCCGGUUCCUGCUCUCUUCCCUCCUCAAAACGUGUUGAAUCUCGACUCAGGAUGCUGCCGGGGCCACACUGAUGGCAAAGAGGCAGCUUUAGGAGGAGGAAACUGAUUUUUUGGUGAAUAAAUUGGUAGCGUUUGGAAGAAGAGGAGGAUUUGUUGGCUGAGUGUUGCCAUUGCACGUGGGACAUGAACCACCUGGAGGAAGGGGUGGAGUUCCUCCCUGCCAUGAACUCCAAGAAGAUGGAGAAGAGGGGUCCCAGGAGGCGGGUGGUCAUCUCUGUCCUGAUCCUUGUGUUCCUGCUCAUCUCCCUUCUCACUGGGCUCCUGGUUUGGCACUUCAAAUACAGGAACGCCCCUGUCCAGAAGGUUUUCAAUGGCCACCUGAGGGUUCUGAAUUGGGAUUUCCUUGAUGCUUAUGAGAACUCCAGCUCACCAGAGUUCCUCAUGCUGGCCAAGAAGGUGAAGAGCACGGUGGAGGAAAUCUACCGGAAUCACCCAGAUAUUGGCCCUUACCACAAGGAGACAGUGAUCACUGCAUUCAGCGAGGGCAGUGUCAUUGCCUACUACUGGUCGGAGUUCCUCGUCCCCAAAUACCGGGAGGAGAGCCUGGACAGGGCCAUGGCAGACAAGCAGAGCCUGGUCCAGAGGUGGAACCCCCGUCUGCGCAACCCCAUGCUGAAGGUGGAGUCGGUGGUGGCUUUCCCUGCUGACCCCAGCAUAGCUAACUCAGCCCGGGACUAUAGCUGCAUGUUUGCCCUCCAUGCCAAGGAAGGGGAGGUCACCAGUUUCACCACCCCAGGCUUCCCCAACAGCCCCUACCCCAACAAUGCCCUCUGCUACUGGGCACUGAGGGCAGAUGCCAACUCCAUCAUCAGCCUGACCUUCAGGACCCUGGAGCUGGAGGAGUGCAGAGAUGACAGUGACUACAUCAAGGUCUACAACUCCCUGAGCCCCGUGGAGCCCCACGCUUUGGUCAGGCUCUGUGGGAAUUAUGCCCCUUCCUACAACCUGACCUUCCUGUCCUCCCAGAACGUCAUGCUUGUCACUUUGGUUACCAACAAGGAGGGGAGGUUCCCUGGCUUUAAGGCAGAGUUCUUCCAGCUCCCAAAGGUGACAGCCUGUGGUGGGACCCUGAAAGGAGAGAGUGGCAGCUUCACCACUCCCUUUUACCCAGCACAUUACCCUCCACUCAUGGACUGUGUCUGGAACAUCGAGGUUCCCUCUCAGAAGAACGUGAAGGUUCGUUUCAACACCUUCUUUGUGCUGGAGCCUGGGAUCCCCAUCACCUCCUGCACCAAGGACUAUGUGCAGAUCAACAGCACCAGGUACUGUGGGGAACGUUCCCAGUUUGUGGUGGCCAGUUCAACCAACAAAAUAGAGGUCAAGUUCUUCUCAGACCAGUCCUACACAGACACAGGCUUCUCUGCUGAGUACCUCUCCUACGACUCCAGCGAUCCCUGCCCUGGGAAGUUCACCUGCAACACUGGGCGCUGCAUUGACAGGAGGAUGCGCUGUGAUGGGUGGCUGGACUGUGUGGAUGGCAGUGAUGAGAGGUCCUGCACCUGCACCGAGCAGCAGUUCCGCUGCCAGAACGGAUGGUGCAAGCCCAAGUUCUGGGUCUGUGACAAUGUCAACGACUGUGGGGACAACAGUGACGAGCUGCAGUGCAGCUGUUCAGCUGGCAGCUUCAAGUGCAACAAUGGGAAGUGCAUCCCCAGCAGCCAGGAGUGUGACGGGCAGGACGACUGCGGGGACGGGACCGAUGAGGGCACCUGCAGCCCCGGGAAGGAUGUCCCCCCAGCAGUGACCUGCAAGGAACACACCUACAAAUGUCGGGACGGGCGCUGCAUCAGCAAACAGAACCCGGAGUGUGAUGGGGAGCAGGACUGUGAGGACAACUCAGAUGAGGAAAACUGCAACUGCGGGCUGCGUUCCUAUGUCAGGAAGUCACGGAUCGUCGGGGGCCAGAAUUCGGAUGUGGGAGAAUGGCCCUGGCAGGUCAGCCUGCACGUCAAGGGCCAGGGCCACAUCUGUGGGGCCUCCCUCAUCUCAGAGAGCUGGCUGGUGUCAGCAGCACAUUGCUUCCUGCAGCUCCAGGGCAUCAGGUAUGCAGACCCCAGUCUCUGGACAGCCUAUCUGGGUCUGACUGACCAGGGCCACCUGGAUGGCCCCAACGUUCAAAUGCGGAAGAUCAAACGCAUCAUCUCCCACCCCCACUUCAACGACUACACCUAUGACUAUGACAUUGCUGUCAUGGAGCUCCAGACCCCCGUCACCUUCUCCUCUGUUGUCCAACCCAUCUGCCUGCCUGAUGUCACCCACACCUUCCCCGUGGGCAAGGACCUGUGGGUGACCGGCUGGGGAGCGACCGUGGAAGGGGGCACUGGAGCCCCCAUCCUGCAGAAGGCAGAAAUCCGACUCAUCAACCAAACUGUCUGCAACGAGCUCCUGACUGACCAACUGACCCCACGGAUGAUGUGCGUGGGCAUCCUGAGUGGCGGCGUGGAUGCCUGCCAGGGUGAUUCUGGGGGUCCUCUGGUGAGUGUGGAGCCCAGCACAAGGAUGUUCCUGGCCGGGGUGGUCAGCUGGGGCGAUGGCUGUGCCCAAAGGAACAAACCCGGUGUCUACAGCCGUCUCACCAGCCUCAGGCCCUGGCUCCAGCAGCAGACAGGGCUCUAGGAGCACAGACACCUCCACUGGGAACUUGAAUCCUCCCUCUACCUCGUUGCAAACCCCCCCUGGGACCCUCCCACCCAGAGCUCCUGGGUCUCCAACUGGGAAAGGGCUUCACGCGCCGCCAAGGGGAUGCGACCAACCUGGGUGAGCAGCCCCCCAGCCAAGAUAGAGGAUGGAAAGCUUCAUUUUUUGUAAUUCAUGUAGAAAAAAAGAUAAGAUAAACACUUGGUGUAUCAGGGAAACUAUUGGACAAGCUAAAAAACAUCUUCCUAAAUUUUUAAUUUGUUUUCAGACCGCCAUCCACGCCCCUUUCUCUGCUAUUGAGGAGCAAUAGGGGGGAAGGGGAAGGGGAAAGGAGUUUUUAGCCUUUUUACCAUUUUUUUCUGACAUUCCACACCCUCAUCUCUGUCCAGUGUCACCAAGUCCAAGAGUGUGGAGCUGAAAGAGAAAGGUGGUGGCAGCUGCAGAGCCAGGGGGUGGGUGCCCAGCUCCCAGCUCUACACCCAUUGGCAUCACCCAAAAGUGCCCUUAAGGCUCCAGGAGCUGGUGCUGAGCUCAGGGACAUCCCCUGCCCUGCACUGAUGCCAUCCCUGGAGCUUCUCCCCAACAAAUGUUAGCUCUGCUGGGAAAAAAAAAAAAGCUUUUUUCUCAAAAAAGAAAAAAUCCCAAAACAAACACAACCCUGUGACUUGUGAAUGUAUUGAUUUUAUUUUAUUGUGGUUUUUUUCUAUGUAGCCCAUUCCUUGCCCACAAAGAGCACACUUGUGCUGAGCUUAGUUACCCCCCCCCCUUUUGCCUGUAAAUAAAUUGUUUUUUUUGUAAAACUCUCU